CUCGUUGCUAGGAGACACGAGGGCCUCAGCAGUUUGCCUCCGCCCGCCCAGCCGCGCCGCUCUGCUGGCGACCUCUGCCCGGGACCGCGCUCUCGGCCCUGCUGAGCGAGGAAAUAAUUGGUAAUUGAGGCCUCUGUAGCCAUGGCUAGUUCUGACGUGAAACCCAAAUCAAUAAGUCGUGCCAAAAAAUGGUCAGAAGAGAUAGAAAAUCUGUACAGAUUUCAACAAGCAGGAUAUCGUGAUGAAAUUGAAUAUAAACAAGUGAAACAAGUCUCCAUGGUAGAUCGUUGGCCAGAGACAGGCUAUGUGAAGAAACUCCAGAGGAGGGACAACACCUUUUAUUACUACAACAAACAAAGGGAGUGUGAUGACAAGGAAGUCCACAAAGUGAAGGUCUACGCUUACUAAGCCUUCCUCCUUCAUGUUACUUGGCAAUUAUAUUUUAAGAAUUCAUUCUUUCCAUUCUGUAUCACGCAAAUGUUUGUCAUUUUACAAAAUGAUUCAAAAUGCAACCUUCGUUGUAAUGUUUUGAAAUCAAAAACCAUGAAACUUGGUGACUACUAAUCAUCUUGUCAUCCUGUCCCAUCUAAAAUAUAGUUGCAGAAGUAUUAAAAGUUGUAACUUUCUUGAUCCUGCUUUUUUACUUUCUUUUUUUUUCAUGCUGGGGAUUGAACUCCUGGGCUUCACACAUGCUCAGCAAGUCCUCUAGCACUAUUCUACCUCCCCAUCUUUCUCUCACUCUUUUUCUGUCUGUCUCUGUCUGUGUCUCCGUCUCUCUCUGAGACAGGGUCUCACUAUGCCGUUCAGGCUAGCCUUGAACUUACUUUGUAGCCCAGGCUGGCCUUGAACUCACAGCAAUCCUCCUGCCUCAGCCUCUUUUUUUAUUUUUAGACACAGUCUCAUAGUUUGCCAGACUGGCCUCAAGUUUGCACUCCUGCUGCCCAGCCUUCUGAAUUGUAGGUGUGACCACCAUGCUUGGUGGCAGAAUACUAUCUUUCUCUGUGGUGGAACACCAUUGAUGGUGAUGUAUUUUCCUAUAGCGGAUUAGAGCCCCCCUCAUCCCUGUCCUUACUUUACCUCUUCAUUAGAACAUCAUUUCAACUGUUAAAUCUGCAUUUUGUGGUAUGAAGGCUUUCUCUUGACUCUAGAGUCCUUUGUCUUUGGCUACACAGACUGCUAAUGCUAGAGGGGUGACUGUCUCUGUGGCUUUACCAUGGAGUGGGUGGCCAUAUCCCCUACACCCUGCUAGCUCAGGAGUGGGUCUGACGCAUGUGUUUCCCACUGGCUCUCAGUGGGUCCCCAUAGGACUGAGACCUUGGCCACUCUUGUAGGAUUGUGACCAAGUUCAGGAGUGCUGGAGUCUCCUUCUGGAGGUGGUUUACAGGUUCUUUCUGUCCUGAGCAAAGAAUUAGUCAAGACAAGCACAAACAGUAGUGAAUUGUUAUUAAAGAUAGGAGAAGUAUUAUGACUUGUAUCUAAAUGUCCCCACAAAGCCUGAAGUGGCCGUAGGUGGGCCUUUUUGGAUCUAGUGUGCUGUUGGAUGAAGAAUGUGAGGCUGGGAGUGAUUCCUGGUGUGGUGCUAGGAUUAAACGUGGAUGGCCUGGAUAAAAUAUAAGAGACAGAAAGAGUACUGCUAGUUCAUUACUUGUAGCCUGCCAUGCCGACAUCUGCCUCCUGCCUGCUGUGAACUGUUCUCCUCUGUGAUGUUUCUCUGCCAUCACACCCUGCCCUGGAGCCUGCCAGCUAUGAACUGAAACCUCUACAAAUUGUGAGCCAAAUAAACCUUUUUGCCUUUAA
Messenger RNA from Cavia porcellus (domestic guinea pig), 1797 nucleotides. It is a transcript of the gene Meig1, whose product is annotated as meiosis/spermiogenesis associated 1. NCBI's taxonomy places the organism in Eukaryota, Metazoa, Chordata, Mammalia, Rodentia, Caviidae. The transcript has 3 exons. Gene Ontology annotation, cellular component: nucleus. Bases 142 to 408 code for a protein of 88 amino acids. The record is from RefSeq and is a predicted model, not a curated record.